CCCCCCAAACUGCCUAAACCAAUUCAAGCGUCUCUCUUACAGAAAUCAGCAGGGACGUCAGACAUGGAGGUGGUUAUGGAAGAAAGCCAAUUAGGGUUUCCGUACUGGAGCUCAGUUCGACGGAGAUUCGGCCCAGAAUCUCCUUUCUUUACUUCCGGAAACAUUGAGAGAGAACUUCUCGCCAAACAGGUUGCAUUGGACUUAACUGAAGAUGAAAAGCAACAUCUUCAGAAUUUGGAAGAUGAAGAAGGCAGGGGCUUAUUUUGUCCAAUUGUUGGUUGUGGGGCACGCUUGACUUCUUUGGAAGGCUUUGAAGAUCACUAUAAUGCACGACAUACUGCAUCUUGCUCGGUUUGCUCAAGAGUUUACCCAACAUCCCGCCUGCUCAGCAUACAUGUGUCAGAAGCACAUGAUUCUUUCUUUCAGGCAAAAGUUGCUCGUGGUUAUGCAAUGUAUGAAUGCUUGGUCGAAGGCUGUGGUAUGAAGCUUAAGAGCUAUAAAAGUCGUCAGCAGCAUCUGGUGGACAAACAUAAAUUCCCCACUUCCUUUGAGUUCUUUAAGAAGGGCCAGCCAUCCAAGAAACGGAGGCAGAAACUCCAACGUAAACAAGCUGUUCACAAGAGGGAGGAGGCUUCAAGCACCAUGGAAAUAGAAGAAGAAACUAUUAGUGGCCUUGUUUCAGCAGUCUCAAAAUUAAGCACUUCAGACUCAACUCCUUCCUCUGUCAGCUUUGGCCGUCACCACACUCGUGGCUUCACAUUUGUCCCUCGUGCUGUUCAGAAUGAAAAAAGGCCAGACUCCACACAAGCAAUUACUAAGAGAUAGUCAGCAUGCCUGCCAAUCAAAUUUGGAUCCUCUAUAUAAGUGCCCUGUCUUCUCUUUGUACACGGAGAGUGCAACAAGCUCUCCAGCUUGUUUCAAAAUUUCGGUUCUAUGAAUAGGUACAUAAAUUUAUCAAUUUUUGUCAGUGGCUUGGAACUGAGUACAGCUGGGCUGUUCGAAUGAUCUUCAUUGCUGUUGAAGAUGUAUGCUCUCACUCUCAGAAACUUUCUAUGCGAAAAGAAAUCACAUGCUGGGUACAGACCAUUUGGAGAGGCUGAUAGCUUGUGUAGGUUGUCAUGCAUGGAGUUUCCCUAUGGCUUCUAAAAAAAGUCUCUAAUCCUCCCUUUGUAUUGUGAUCAGGCUCCACGUACUUCUAUGUGAUGCUAUAAUGAAUUAAGAAAGUUGAAUGCAUGAGGUGAAACUCCAAUUUUGUACUUGAA
This is a messenger RNA of Vitis vinifera (wine grape), 1262 nucleotides long. RefSeq lists its product as uncharacterized. Lineage: Eukaryota; Viridiplantae; Streptophyta; Magnoliopsida; Vitales; Vitaceae. Bases 64 to 825 code for a protein of 253 amino acids. The transcript is spliced from 4 exons. The record is from RefSeq and is a predicted model, not a curated record.